This is a messenger RNA of Fukomys damarensis (Damara mole-rat), 1726 nucleotides long. It is a transcript of the gene Fam220a, whose product is annotated as family with sequence similarity 220 member A. Gene Ontology annotation, cellular component: nucleus. The record is from RefSeq and is a predicted model, not a curated record. NCBI's taxonomy places the organism in Eukaryota, Metazoa, Chordata, Mammalia, Rodentia, Bathyergidae. The transcript has a single exon. Gene Ontology annotation, biological process: protein dephosphorylation; negative regulation of transcription by RNA polymerase II. Gene Ontology annotation, molecular function: STAT family protein binding. The coding region runs from base 23 to 787 and encodes 254 amino acids.
ACCACCACAAAGGACACGAAGCAUGAGGGACAGAAGAAGAGGGACCCUCGACACCUGCACAGCCAAAGCAAAAGAGAAGGGAGGAGAGGACCAGGACAGACUGCUGCACAGCCUUAAGAGGAGUGCACCAAAGGGGAGCCUUUGCCCUGCAGAUUCCCCUUCCCCGCUGAACGCGCCUAUGGGAGACAGAGAUGGAAACACACAAAGUGAAGUGCUGUCCUGGAAAGCGGAAGCUGGCCUCAUGCUUCCUACCAGUGACAAGGCGUUUCUAUACUGGAAGGGAUCCUUGGGAAGAAAGUCAGCCCUGGCAAUGGUUCCCAGCAAGGCUGUGCAUCUGUCCCCCGUCUCUGCAUCUGUCCCUGUAGGAGAGUGCCUUGCUGCACUGUCCCACUAUGCCAGGGCAGCUUUGCAGAGGGACUGGCCAGGAGGAGGCCCUGGAGUUGCGGACAGCCACAGAGGACAGUGCUGCAGUGGAGAGCCCUGUGCGUCAGCAUGGCUGGGCCACAUGCAACUGCGGGAAGCAGGAGUUUCCAAGGGUGACCCGCUAAGUGCUCCUCCGAAGGGGCCAGGCUCUGUGUUAGUACUGUCCUGCCUGUGUCCCCUGCUGCUGUCUGAGAUGCUGCAUACCCAUCCUCAAGGCUUCCAUAGGGAUCAGACAAGAUGUGAGCACCUUGACCACCUAAAGCCUGUGCUCUCAGAGCACACAAUAGAAUACAGGAACAUGCUUUCAAGUAUAAAUUGUACCUCCAGUGGUCUGCAGAUAACACUGGGGUUGUUGGCUCUAUGACCUUUGAAAUUAGCAAAUCCUGUAGGCCAUAAUUAAGGUACAAGCAAAACAAUAAAAAUAGUAGCUUAAUUUUAAAAGUUGUCUUAGAAUAACUUUUUUGCAUUAAGUCUGGAUGCAAACAGAGCAGCCAUUCAGUUCCUGCUUUGGUUUGUAUGGCUAGACAAACUUUAUAAAGUAUAAGCUCACUAAAAGCUAGGUAAUGCAGAAAGAAAUUGUUGAGAACGUUUUAAAUUGUGCUUAAAAGACAACAGAAUUGGGAACCCUUUCAGGAGAUUAUUAAUAUAUCCAGUAUAAUAUCAGCUAGAAACUUGGCUUACUAUGAAGUUCUUUGUCUCCAAUUCCCAAUCCAAAGGGCUAUUGUCCCAGACAUUGUCUGUCUCUUUAGCUGUCCUGUCACCAAAUGGAAGUGGAUACUCGUAAAGUUUACCUGCUGUACUUUUAUGAAGCCUUGCUGAGUACGUGGUGAGCUGUUACUAUUUCUGCAUUUUGUAGAAUAAUUUUGGUUUGCAGCAAAAUUUGAUUUCUCACACUCCUUUCUUUCUACUUGAAAUGCAGUUUCAAUGGAGGCCCUAUGGUGAAAGUUGCAAUAUUGAAUUUAGAAUAAUCUUCUCAAACUAGGAUCCUAGCAGUGUUACCCUAAGAAAAAGGAGCUUGAUUCUGCUGUAGCUCAGAUAUAGAGGCAAAUGAAGUAUUUUCCUGUACAAAAUCCCAGAGCCAAGGAUUUGAGGUCUGUUUUACACUAAGACUUUUCUGAAGUAACUUGUUUGUUGAUAACUUAAAUAAAGGUCACUUAAGAGUAACUUUUUAAGGACUCCCAAAGUGAAGCUUAAAAUAGUCAUUUUGGGAAUGAUUGCUUAUAUCAGUUUGUAUUGUGUGUUAAAUUACUAUGCUGUGUACUAUUUUAGUGUUUUGGGAAAAUGGAGAAUAAAGUCUGUUCUU